Symbiodinium pilosum is the source of this 1734-nucleotide messenger RNA. The record is from the annotation of a GenBank genome assembly. NCBI's taxonomy places the organism in Eukaryota, Dinophyceae, Suessiales, Symbiodiniaceae.
AUGGCCAGCGAGCAGGAGGUGAUCACCGAGCUGAUGGCGAAGGGCAACGUCGUCAUCCGACCGGUGCAGGACAUCAUGAAGGGGCUGAAGCGUUUCGUGGACGUCAUGAAGGAACCCUUCUCCACCGAGUUCGAGUACGAGGACGCACUGCCUGAAGAACCUGCUCCUGGUGGCGCGCCUGAUCCUCAACCAGGACUUUCAGAAGCACAACCUGCGCACGAGUGGGAAGAUUCGCUCCAGGACGCGAUGGACGCUUGGUCAGAACGACUUUCAGCAAGGGACCAGGCCUCGAGGAGGAGAACGUCGAGGAGCAGGUCAGCCGAGCGAGCGCCAGCGAGGACCACCGUCCAGGAGCAGAUCGCGAAGUGGCAGCAGAUGGCGUCUGCCAAUGCAGCUCGGCGUUUGGAAGGACUUCCCAAACUGCAACGGAUGCCAGAAAGCAUCCAGCACGGUGAGACCCCGGACACUUGGGAGCUCGACACUGAGAAUCGCGUGCUGAUCCGGCGCCGCAACUCCUGGAGAAGUCGGAUGUUCGUACCGACCUCUUUGGCUUCCUGUCCUGUGCCGGCGGACCAGUUCACAGGCAAGCGAGUCACGAAGUGGUUGGAUCCUCAAGGAGGUGUUGGAAGCUUCGUCGACAAGUGGAUCAGCGCAAGGGCACCGGCCGACAGAGUGUACAUGAAGAAAUGGAAAGGAAGCACUCAUGUCGAGUACAAAGAGGGCUACGACGUCUUGGCGCCCAAGCGCAAGGAGUUCGAGGAACCGCCGGAGCCGACUACGAAGAAGAAGCGGGCGACAAGUGAGUCAAAGGAAAGGCGGGGCCGAGACAAACCAGAAUCAUCGACUUCUUCAACUCCAUCCGCGACGCCUGGGGCAACUACCUCACAACAACCAGCAGCAGCAGCUGAUUUAGGAGACAGACCAGAAUCAGCGACUUCAUCAACUCCAUCCGCGACGCCUGGGGCCUCUAGCGACUUUAGACCAGAAGUGUUUAGCCUGACCGAGGCAGACAAGUCGGCCAACCUUGACAACGAGACCAUCAUGCUUGUCAAGAAGCGGAUAGAGCAGCUCCAGAAUGACACGGACCAGGGCAUCAAGUUGAACAGCCUCCGUUUGGAAAUACACCGACUGCGCCAGGAAGAGAAGGACCUCAUCAAGGCGAUCCGUCGGGCUUGCGAGAACCAGGAGGAGGCGAUGGUCAUAGAGUUCGACGUGGAUGACCUGCAGGCAUGCGUAGCUUCAGGAGCGACCUACGCCAAGAACAAGAUGGCAAGCAACAAGGAGGUCAACUACCGGAAGCUCGGACGUGCGGACCGCAAGCGCAUGGACGAGGCCAUGGCGAGAGAGAUCUCGGAAGAGGAAGUCAAGGAUCGCAUUAUCCCAAUGCGAUGGAUCCUGACAUGGAAACCGGUUCCAGACGGACAACCGCCAACAAGUUCCGAGAACGAGGUCAGCAGCGCCGACGGCAAGUCCAAGGCAAAGGCGCGCGUGGUGCUCAUCGGGUACAAGCGCCCGGACCUUGCGAGGAGGAAUACAAGGACAGGGCAGCCAGAACUUCUCACCGCCUCACCUACUCUGAGUCGACUUGGUCGGAACAUGCUGCUUCAAGCAGCAGCCUUCGACAAGCGCACCAUCGAGUGUGCUGAUGCCAAAUCGGCAUUUUUACAAGCCAGCUGUUCGCCCGGGGAGUUCCCGAGUUGGCAAUGGCCUUGGGACUGGCCCCAGGGGCUUUGA